Messenger RNA from Lepisosteus oculatus (spotted gar), 1254 nucleotides. Lineage: Eukaryota; Metazoa; Chordata; Actinopteri; Semionotiformes; Lepisosteidae. The record is from RefSeq and is a predicted model, not a curated record.
AUGGCCUUCCGCCUGUUCGAGGAGAAGCAGCAUGCCUCCGUCUACCAGAAGUUUCGCUUCAUCCCACCAGAGGAGGUCAAGACCAUCAUCCUCGACUACCUGGACAGAAAGAAAGAGAAACCCCAUGUGCUGGCUGUAGAUCUGGGCUGUGGGACGGGCCAGAACACCAGGCUUCUGGCUCCUCAUUUCCAAGAGGUGGUGGGUCUUGACGUCAGCGAAUCCCAGCUGGCGGAGGCAAGAGCCGUGCCUGGAUUCUCCAACAUCACCUACAGAGCUGGCAGUGCCGAGGAGAUGCCUUUCCCAGACAGCUCAGUGGAUCUGAUCACAGCUGCAUCUGCAGCACAUUGGUUUGACGCUGAGAGGUUCCUGAAGGAAGCCCACAGGGUCCUCAAGCCACAGGGCUGCAUGGCGCUGCUGGGCUUCGCUAGCAACAUAGAGUUCCACUAUGGAAACUGUGAAGGACGACUCACUUCCAUCUACAGAGAGCUUGAGGACGCCCUGUUACCAUACACCAGCCAGAAGGUCACUAUGGCUAAUUCGAUGUUACAGGAUCUGUUUGAGGCCAUCCCCUACACCGACAAAGAAAGGGUUGGAGACAUAGAAAUGAACAUUUUCAGACCGGUGAGCAGCGUUGUGGGUUUUUGUGAGUCCUUCUCGAUGUACCAGGCGUAUCAGAAGGCAGAGCCAGAGGCUGCGAGGGCGCUGCUCCAGACCACCCAGCAGAGGUUUCUAGAGGAGAUGAAAGUCUCCUCCCCAGAGACGGAGGUGGAGGUCAGGAUGAAGUAUUUCUGCGUGCUGGCCAGCAAGCCGCGCUAACGAGCCCAACACUUUUGUCUUUAGCUCCAAGAGAAAGAUUUCCUUUUCUUCUUCUUUGGAACACUUCUGAUUUUAGGGAAUUAUUUGUCUUUCAUGUUUCGCCCAUUCCCAUUGCACAGGUUGUAAAACUCUUUGUCUAGCAUGCUAAAUGUUCAGUUCCCAUGGGAUUACAUCACCCAGUAAGAAAACGUUUAUUGAGCAAUGAGGCAGAAGAAGCUUUAGCUUAAUCUUUGCUGCAGAGGAGAUGUGGUAGAGAGGGGAUGGAGAGUUGAAUGUGUGCAAGAGAGAGAUGCUCACUGUGUUUUCCAGAAACUGGCAUCAUGGAAAUUAAUUUUACACACUGAACUUCCUCUACAGAUAUGCUCCCUCCAAGCCACGUUAUUUCACCUCUAACAUCCAGCGUGUGCAGACUCUCAUUAAAGAUUAUUGUAAAGCGAC